This is a messenger RNA of Ilex paraguariensis (yerba mate), 1362 nucleotides long. The record is from the annotation of a GenBank genome assembly. NCBI's taxonomy places the organism in Eukaryota, Viridiplantae, Streptophyta, Magnoliopsida, Aquifoliales, Aquifoliaceae.
AUGGUUUGGCAGGCAAAUAGUGAGCACCCUGUAGCAAAAGCUGUAGUGGAGCAUGCUAAGAAGCUAUGCGAGAAGCUUGGAUCCAAAACUAAACACUUCACUGACGUAAACGACUUUGUGGUGCACCCAGGAGCGAGGGUGAGUGGAAAAGUUGGAGACAGAGAAGUCUUGGUUGGGAACAAGAGGCUUAUGAGGGAUUGCAAUGUUCCAGUUGGUUAUAAGGUUGAGAACUACAUUUCAGAGAAUGAGCAACUUGCUCGUACUUGUGUGGUAAUUGCCAUUGAUGGUAGAGUUGCUGGAGUUUGCUUUGUGACUGAUCCGGUGAAACCUGAGGCUGGUCGUGUCAUAUCUUAUCUGCACUCUAUGGACAUCUUAAGUACCAUGGUGACUGGUGAUAACUGGGCAACAGCAACUGCAAUUGCGAAGGAGGUUGGAAUCCAAAAGGUUUUUGCUGAGAUGGAUCCAUUAGGAAAAGCCGAUAAGAUAAAAGAUUUACUGACCAUCAAGCGACUGAGCACAGCUCCAAGAGGCACUAUUCCGGCGACUGAGCAGCUCCAAGAGCUAAACUCUUCACUGUCUUCUUCUUUUUCCUCUUCUCCAAUCUCCACCCUCCCCGUUGUUAGGGUUCAUGCGACCCAUCCUCGUAUAGGUUUUGUGGAAAUGCAGAGAUCUUGUACAUCAUUGACUCAAUCUCUUAGAAGAACGAGAGGGUUUUGCACAUCAAAGAACAGCGAUAAGAUCGUCGCCUCUGUGCUCUUCGAGAGACUACCCAUCGUUAUUCCCAAAAUCGACCCCGCUAUUUACGUUUUUCAAGAGUUCUCGUUCCGGUGGAGACAGCAAUAUAGGCGGGCAUAUCCUGAUGAGUUCUUGAAAAAAUCUGAUGCCAGGGGCAAAGGUGAUUACCAAAUUGAUUAUAAACCAGCUCCUCGGAUCACUGAAGCUGACAAAACUAAUGAUAGAAGGUCAUUACAACGGGCUCUGGACAGAAGGCUGUAUCUCCUCAUAUAUGGAACCACAGACGGGGCUUCCACUGAGAAGCCUGUAUGGCAUUUUCCUGAAAAAGCUUACGGGUCUGAAGAGACAUUACGCAAGUGUGCAGAAUCAGCAUUAGAAUCUGUUAUUGGAGACCUUUCCCACACGUACUUUGUUGGAAAUGCUCCCAUGGGCCAUAUGGUUAUACAACCAGCAGAGAAUGAGAAGGAUCUUCUGUCACUCAAGCGUUUCUUUUUCAAAUCUCAAGUGAUCGCGACCAACAAGUUUAAGAUUGAGAAGUGUGAAGAUUUUGUUUGGGUGACUAAGGAUGAACUGUUGGAGUAUUUCCCCGAGCAAGCUGAAUUCCUUAACAAGAUGAUCAUCAGCUGA